AUGGUCACAAUUUUUAUCACCCUCUACGUGCUCAUAUUCAACACGUUGCUCUGGACAGUUAGUGGUGCGAAAGAAAAUAGGAUUUUACACGUUGCCGCCAAUUCCAAAAGCACUUGGUCUAAACCCAAUCUGAUGAGGACCCAACGCUUUCAAAUGGGCCACGCGAACGUUAGCUUCUGCCAUCCGAUAGCGAAUUCUGAAGGGUCACCUAUUCCUAUGUCCAACUCUACGCAAGACAUCCAGUCAAUCACUCCAGUGAACCUGAGCCCAACCGAAUGUGCUAACCCCAAAUGCACCAUCCCCAACUUCGGUACACCUGUCCUA
This is a messenger RNA of Puccinia graminis f. sp. tritici CRL 75-36-700-3, 324 nucleotides long. RefSeq lists its product as uncharacterized. The annotation marks the transcript as partial. NCBI's taxonomy places the organism in Eukaryota, Fungi, Basidiomycota, Pucciniomycetes, Pucciniales, Pucciniaceae. The record is from RefSeq and is a predicted model, not a curated record. The transcript has a single exon.